AUGGUGCCGCCAUUGUUCCGCGUCCCGCCGCCAUCUGGAGCCGCGAAAAUUGCCUCCGCGGCGGCCGGCAACGCGGGGGCUGCGGCAGCAGCGCUUUCUCCUCCGGAUCCCGCGUCAAAGCGCCAAGUAGGAAGCUUCCUCGAAGACGAGUCCCCGCGGGGACGUAGCAGAAGGAAGCGCGAGCCGCUCGCCACCGCCGAUGCCGCCGCUAGUGCAGCAGCAGACGAAGGCGGAGCUGGCGGCGCUGGCGGCGGCGGCGGCGGCGGAGGGAACGGAGUGACGAUUACCCGAAGCCGCACCGUUCCUCUGCGGCCCGACCUCUCUCUCAGGCUGAAUCGGCCGCUCGGGUUUGGGUCCCUCUCGUGGCCGCGCUCUCCUGCCUCUUCUGCUGCUGCUCCAGGAGCUUACGCGACCGCUCCUGCUGCUGCUGCUGCUGCUGCUGCUGCUGCUGCUGCUGCUGCUGCUGCUGCUGCUGCUGCUGCUGCUGCUGCUGCUGCUGCUGCUGCUGCUGCUGAUAACGAUGAUGACAAUGGUGCUGGUGGCAAUGCUGCUGGUGCCAAUGCUGUUGAUGGAAGACACGUUACGGGUGCCCCAGCUUCUCUCCUCAGGACUGCAACUGCAGUCGGCUGGCCCGCCCCUGCCCCAUCUGCUGCUGUUGCUGGCUUGCCAAUCCCUGCCUCAUCUGCUGCUUUUGCCAAAUGGCCUGGCCCUGCCGCGUCUGUUGCUGUUGCUGACUGGCCAGCCUCGCAGGGUGCAGCGUCUGCUGCUGCGGCUAAUCUGACAGGUGUUUGUGAGAGUUUAAAAAAACCAUCCUCGCAGGGUGGUGGUGCGUCUGCUGCUGUGGCUGACCUGACAGGUGUGGUGCACAGAUUGUCAUCCAGCACUAUCCCUCCGGCCAUGCAUGCUCCAGGCGUGCAUGUUCCAGCCAUCGACGCCCUUGGCAUGCAUGCUCCGCGCUUCCUCGCUCCUUCCCCUCCUCGCUUCCACGCUCCUUCCCCUCCUCUCAUCCCUGCUGCGCCGCCUCUCUCCGCUACCAACGCUGCGUCCCCGUCCGUGCAUGCAUCCUCAUUCUCCGAUCCCACAGCCAUGCUACACUCCUCCUCUCUCUCGCCGCCCAUUCCCGUUAUGGUCCAUGCUGCCACUGUAGCAUCCUUGGUAGAGCCUACUUUGCCUGCCCUUGAGCAACAGCAUCUCUGGCACCGUACCUUGCAGCUCGCACAAGGGCUAGAUCAGGCCGGUGGAAGCAGCAGCGGGGGUGCGGGGAAUGCUCGACAGCUGCAAGCUACAGAGGGGUCUUACCAGCCGGAGCAACCACAGGAAGCAGCAUCGGCAUCGGAAGCGGCAGCGGCAGCGGCAGCGGCAGCAGCGUUUUCAGCAGCGCUUGUGCGAACCACCAGAGGACUUUCGUCGUUGAACACGCACGUGCCUGAAGGACCGGAGACACUGCGUGCUGCAGUUUUAACGUCAACGUCAAAACGCUCCGUCGUGCUCGUGCUCGAUUUCGGAUCGCAGUACACUCAGCUAAUCACGCGCCGCAUUCGCGAGCUCGGGGUCUACUCCGUCAGCCUGCCGGCCGGCGUGCCGUUAGAUCAAAUCCAGGCCGUCCAUCCGACGAUCAUCAUUCUCUCCGGCGGGCCGAACUCCGUGCACGAGGAAGGUUCGCCGACGUUGAUCGUGAAGACGCUGGGUGGUGACGUGGCGCGAGCCGAGGCGCAGGAAUACGGACGGAUGGAUAUCGUGGCGGAUUGCGAUUCGGCGCUCUUUGGCGGGAGCGACGCGGGAGGCGAGGAACCUGAGAAGAAGAAGGCGAAGAAUGAAUCGCGGCAGACUGUGUGGAUGAGCCAUGGCGACGAGGCGACGAAGCUUCCAGAGGGGUUCAAAGUGGUGGCGCGCAGCGACCAGGGCACGGUGGUGGCGAUUGAGUGCACUACACGCAAGAUAUUCGGCCUGCAAUACCACCCCGAGGUGACCCACACCCCCAGGGGCAUGGAGACGCUUCGCCGCGUGAUCUUUGAUAUUGGGGGCGCGCAUGCUGACUGGCAGAUGCAGGAGGUGCUGGAUGAGGCGAUCUCAGCCGUCCAAGCGGCUGUGGGGCCAGAGAAGCACGCGGUGUGCGCGCUGUCGGGCGGCGUUGACUCGACUGUAGCGGCCACUCUGGUGCACAAGGCGAUUGGGGAUCGCCUGCACUGCAUUUUUGUGGAUAACGGGCUGCUGCGCUUCCAGGAGCAGCAGCGGGUGAUGGCCAUGUUUGAGGCGGACCUGCAUCUGCCAGUCACCUGUGUGGACGCGUCUGACCGCUUCCUCUCCAAGCUCAGGGGCGUCACGGACCCCGAGAAGAAGAGGCGCAUCAUUGGGGCGGAGUUCAUCGGCGUUUUCGACGACUUUGCGAGCGAGCUAGAGGCAAAGCUGGGGCACCGACCAGAGUGUUUGGUGCAAGGUACACUGUAUCCGGACGUGAUUGAGUCGUGCCCGCCGCCCGGCAGUGGGAAGAAGCACUCGCACACCAUCAAGAGCCACCACAACGUGGGUGGUUUACCCGAGAAUAUGCGCUUUACCCUCGUGGAGCCCCUCAAAUGGCUGUUCAAGGACGAGGCGCGCAAGAUCGGGGCUCUGCUCAACGUCCCAGCCUCCUUCCUCUCUCGCCAUCCCUUCCCCGGACCUGGCCUUGCGGUUCGGGUGCUGGGGGACGUGUGCGCAGACGGGGCGCUCGACACCAUUCGCCAGGUGGAUGAGAUAUUCAUCAAUGCAAUCAAGGAGGCCGGCCUGUACGAUCAGAUCUGGCAGGCGUUUGCCGUCUUCUUGCCGGUGCGGUCGGUGGGAGUGCAGGGCGACCGGCGCACACACUCCCAUGUGGUGGCUCUCAGGGCGAUUACAAGCCAAGACGGCAUGACAGCAGACUGGUUUGAGUUUGAUACCAAGUUUCUCCGUGAAGUAUCAGCGCGCAUUUGCAACAGCGUCAGUGGUGUAAACCGGGUAGUGUAUGAUAUCACAUCCAAGCCGCCAGCUACAGUGGAAUGGGAAUAG
Messenger RNA from Closterium sp. Yama58-4, 3024 nucleotides. The record is from the annotation of a GenBank genome assembly. NCBI's taxonomy places the organism in Eukaryota, Viridiplantae, Streptophyta, Zygnematophyceae, Desmidiales, Closteriaceae.